Messenger RNA from Ananas comosus (pineapple), 2030 nucleotides. Its product is annotated as beta-glucosidase 12-like. The transcript is spliced from 13 exons. The record is from RefSeq and is a predicted model, not a curated record. Gene Ontology annotation, molecular function: beta-glucosidase activity. Bases 69 to 1577 code for a protein of 502 amino acids. Gene Ontology annotation, biological process: carbohydrate metabolic process. Lineage: Eukaryota; Viridiplantae; Streptophyta; Magnoliopsida; Poales; Bromeliaceae.
AUUAAUCUAGGAAUAUAACCAAAUUGUAAUAGAAGCAGUACAGGGAACCUCUCAUUGAAACUCCAUUAAUGGCUAUAAAAUUUGGAGCCCUUCUAUAUCUCCUCUCUGUCUUGGUGUUUGCACAAGAAAGCACGGCCGCGGUGUUCAACCGGAGUAUCUUUCCGGAGGCGUUUAUCUUCGGAGCUGCAUCUUCAGCGUACCAGUACGAAGGUGGUGCUACAGAAGAUGGUAGGGGACCCAGCAUAUGGGAUUCCUUCACUCACCAACACCCAGAUAAGAUUGCAGAUGAAAGUAAUGGUGAUGUAGCAGUAGGCUCUUACCACCGUUAUCAGGAAGAUGUGAACAUCAUGAAGGAAAUUGGAAUGGAUGCUUAUAGAUUCUCAAUCUCGUGGAGUAGAAUUUUGCCUAGUGGAUGUCUAAGCGGUGGGGUCAACAAAGAAGGUGUUAAAUAUUACAACAACUUGAUAAACGAGCUCAUCUCAAAAGGUUUGGAGCCAUUUGUGACAAUUUUCCAUUGGGACUCUCCCCAAGCCCUAGAAGACAAGUACGGAGGGUUCCUGAGCAACCACAUUGUGGAGGAGUACGUGAAGUACGCGGAGGUGUGCUUUACGGAGUUUGGCGAUCGGGUGCGUCGCUGGAUCACGUUCAACGAGCCGUGGACGUUUUGCUCCAAGGGCUACGCCACGGGGGAGUUUGCGCCGGGGCGCUGCUCGCCGUGGGAGGUGGGCCGCUGCCGCGCCGGAGACUCGGGGACGGAGCCCUACGCCGCCUGUCACCAUCUCCUCCUCGCCCACGCCGCCGCCGUCCGCCUCUACUGCUCCAAAUACCAGGAAUCACAGAAGGGGAAAAUUGGAAUAACUUUAGUCUCACAUUGGUUUGUUCCGUACACUAGCUCCAGAUCCAGUGAUGCCGCAGCGCAGCGAGCCUUAGAUUUCAUGUUUGGAUGGUUUAUGGAUCCCCUAACUGGAGGAGAUUACCCUCGUAGCAUGAGAGCAUUGGUGGGGAAACGCCUGCCUACGUUUACUAAGCAGCAGUCCGAAUCGGUGAGAGGGUCGUUCGACUUCAUAGGGCUGAAUUACUACACAGCAAACUAUGCAGAUGAUCUCAUGUCAUCCAACUGUCGCAAAACAAGUUACACCACUGAUUCUCGGACUAAUCUCACUCAACAACGUAACGGGAUCCCAAUUGGUCCUAAGGCUGCUUCGAAUUGGCUCUAUGUAUAUCCUGCGGGAAUUCGAGAACUACUGCUGUACACGAAGGCAAAGUACAAUAACCCAGUCAUCUACAUAACCGAAAAUGGUGUAGAUGAAUUAAACAACAAAAAUGCAUCACUUGAGGAAGCACUAAAGGAUGAACCCAGAAUAGACUACUACAGCAAACAUCUCCUUAAUGUGAACAGAGCCAUCAAGGAAGGAGUCGACGUGAGAGGAUAUUUUGCAUGGUCAUUGUUGGAUAACUUCGAAUGGAUUGAUGGCUACACUGUUCGAUUCGGUUUGAUUUUCGUGGAUUACAGAGACGAUCUGAAGAGAUACCCCAAGCGCUCUGCUUGCUGGUUUGAGAAGUUCCUUCAGAAAUAAGACUUAAAUCCUUAGGAUCAUGCAAAUCUUUUAGGGCCAAAUAUUUCCCUACUCUUUCAAAUCGGAACUUCCAUCUUAAAUGCUUGGCAGUGUUUCACUCCUUGAACUUUGAGCAGGAAUAUGUAUGACUUAUUAAUCAUGAUGCACAAUGCAAAAAGGCAAACAUAGCAUUGAAGAACUAUUUUAGCAUGGUUUCGUCAUGAUGACAUGGUUUCAUAUGGUGACUCCCUUAUAUAUGUUUGAUUACAUUGAAGAACUACUUAAGCAUUCAAUUGCCAUGUGCCGCCGAACAAGGAACAUAUAAAUAGGGAGCUCCGCUGUUUACUCUCUUUUUUAGUUGUUGUUGCUUUUUUUUUUUGAAGGCCAAUUGGUGCAGAACUAUGCACAGAAGUAUUUAUUAUACUCUUGUGUCUCAUUGUUUUCUUCUGCAGAUUCUUCAGCAUACACUCUCUU